Octopus sinensis (East Asian common octopus) is the source of this 2609-nucleotide messenger RNA. Its product is annotated as COMM domain-containing protein 10. NCBI's taxonomy places the organism in Eukaryota, Metazoa, Mollusca, Cephalopoda, Octopoda, Octopodidae. The record is from RefSeq and is a predicted model, not a curated record. The transcript has 8 exons. Bases 75 to 671 code for a protein of 198 amino acids.
AACUGGAAGAAUGCCUUGUUCCGUUUAUUAAUCACGUGACCUCGACUCAAAAGUCACAUGACACUUAUUCCAAGAUGGCGUUGUUGUUUUCAAGUACGUCCAGCAUCCAGAAAGCAGUGAGUUUCAUCAAUAACUUGGAUCCAAAAUUAUUUACUCCAAUAUUGUCCCGUAUUUUGCAGAAAAUAGACUUGAAGGAUGAGAGAUCCUUUACAGAAGAAGAAGAAAGCAAGCUGGAACAGACAUUAGAUCUACCUGCUGCUGACUUGGAGCUAAUGAUACAGUCUCUUGAGUUCUUUUUGCAACAGGCUGCUUACCAUUCAGCUAAACCAGCUGUGUUGAAACAGCAACUUGAGCAACUGGAGAUCAACGAAGAUAAGAUACAGGCGAUUGUUGAGGCAUGGUCAACGCAUGCCAAGGAAAUACUUCAGAAGUUAAGACAAAGAACACUGGUACCAGAUCAGUUGAAUGCCAUCAACUGGCGGCUCAACUUGGAGAUGGCCAAUGGUAGUCGAUCAAAAAUGAAACAACCUAAUGCAAUGUUUGAACUGAAGAUAAACCGAGAAGGCAAACAGAACGCUGAAAAACUACAAUUAGAAUUUUCACACCAGGAACUGUAUAAUUUCUAUAACCAGCUUGAAACCAUACAGAAACAGUUAGAUAACCUUGAUUGAUUGGCAUUCCAGCACAAAAUAUUUAUAACCCAUUGAUGGCAGUUGAACCAAAUUGCCAGACAGAAUAAGGGGCUCUUUGUUAGUUUGUUUUUCUCUUUUGAUGUGAGAAAAUUGCCUUCAGUCUGAGGUAAAGCAUAAAAGAGAAAAUACUGUGUCUUUAAAAGAAAAUGUCAGCUCAUUUGGUAUACAUAUUUAUCGUUACUCUAUACAAGAAUUAAGUAUUAAUAGCAAACCACAAUGCACUAAAUACAUCACCCAAUCUAGUUGUAAAUUCUGUUGUCUGAGUUACAUGUUUUAAAAACUACAGCUGCAGACAGCUUCUGUAGGCAGUUGCUACCAACUAAUCUUUUCUGCUGUAUAGUUAAAUAUCAUAGAUUCACACAGAUGCUUUAGACUACAUCCAAGUAAAACAAAUCACUCAGCUGAUACACAAACCUAUACUCAUUAGCAGACUGCUCAACAUUUGCCUGCCAUCAAGCUGUCUUCCAUUUGUCUGCUGUUCCUUACUUUUGCUAAUCAAUGCCACUAAGUGUGUCUGUUUCCAUCCCUUGCAUCUAUGACAGUUGUCUUCUCUCUCAGACUUGAUGCUAUAGGGUUUCUACCUUAAUUUUCAAAACUUCAUAUCUCUUGAAGUGCCUUGUCUAGAAGACCCAUUUUGUCUACCAAUUGUUCUGAAAUAAUCCAGAGUGUUUCAGAACCAGUGCACCACACCUGGUUAUCCCUAUCCAGUGUUUCAGAAAGUUAUGGUUGCUACCCACCUCAGACACCUUUUCUCUAUAUUAAUAUUUUAUUUCCAGUGACAGUAGUUCUUGGUAGACUACAUGAUUGAUAGGUGGAUAUAUAUUCAUGCAUUUAGGUGAGAGUUUUCAGUUGGUUACUUUAGCUGGUAAAAGCUCUUAUACUGCUCACUUGAGAAAAUGCACAUGGGUGAAUGUGUUUGUAAGAAAACAAAAUCAAGCUAACUUUAGUAUUAUAGCUAGUGGUACUGGUUUCAACAUAUCUAGGUAUACUAGUAACAUAUAGAGCUAUUAAACUACCAUCUGUAUAAUAUUAACUGUGUGCAAUUUCCAUACUAAGAAGAAAGUGCUGGAUUCUUAACACACUGUUCUUAAGAAACUGUAUAAAACUUUAAAGACCUCCUAUUAUCAUUAGCAAACAUUGAAGCAACAGGGAAACCUUAGAUCAGUGGUUCUUGAUCAGGAUCCAUAUGGCCCCUGGAGGUCCAUAUAGGGUUUUGUUGUUAAAAUUUAUGUGCAAUACAUUGGUUAUUCUUCUACAACACAAUAUAUUUUAACAGUUUUUUUCAUAUAGUCCCUAAUAAUAUUUAAUGAUCAAAAUAUGAAAUUUUUUAAAUACCGAAUGUCUAGGAGGGUCCAUCCAAGUAAAAUAGCAAUCAAAAGGGUCCCAAGGUAAAAAAAAUAGUUGACAAACACUGCUCUAGAUCAUCACUCAACAUGAUAGAAAUAGGAACCAAAUUUUCUUUAAGUCAUACCCUACAUUUUAUAAGAAAAAACAAAUAAGAAUAUGAUUAUGUUGGACAAUGUAGUAUUAGACUCUUGAAUACCGAAAAAAACUUUAAAAAUGUAAGAUUGGUUGGUUGAGGUUGAAAUGCUUUUGAUCGUAGGUUUGCACAAUCAGUCUGGUUUGUUAAAAAAAAAAGACACCAGAGCUAAUGUGCGUGCGUGCACACACACAUCUGUAGCAGCGUCCGUAUUUGGUGAUAUGUUCUAUACUACAACACUAAUUUCUUAGAAAACCAAUUUCCCAGACAAAAUUUUGACUCCUAUUUGGGGCCACUUUACUGAUGCAUGUUAACAAAUGCUUUUAAAACAAAUCAGGAAUGUUUGCUAUUUCCUGUCUACUACAAAUGUAUAAACCAAUAAGAUUCCCAAGUAUGUAUAUACAUAUUAUUUUUAUAAUAAAUUUCAGCAAAAAGUU